CCGCUGCUCGCAGUGACCUCGUUGAGUCUGCCAGAUAUCCAGAAGAUCCUUGGUCUCACCCUGGUUGUGGAUGAUGAGUUGGACUUUGUUCCGCCUAUCCCCGUCCCGCAAGAUCUCAAACUCUGGUUGGAAAAGUCGGACCGCGCUCAUGGCGCCAGCCGCGCAAACGAAGCUAGUAUCCGCUGCAAGCUCAACCUCCUCCUUGUCUGCGCUCACGAUCUGGUAUCGUCGUCUUUACACAACUCCGCGAGUCCCUUGAACAUUCAGAUGGAACGUACCUGGGCGUAUAGCCCUGUGAAAUGGAAGGGGAAGACAUGGAUGCUGUCGGGGCGUCCCGACUAUGGCAUUUGGUAUGGAGAGGAGGAAGACAUCGACUUGAACGUUGUGAUCAUGGAGGCCAAGAGACCGAACAGUGGUACCGAAGGGAUUCCGCCGGCGCUGGCAUAUAUGGACACCACCGUCUACGGCAUCUCCACUGAUGCUAUGAAUUUCACGUUCAUGAAGCUCGACAAUGAGUCUCGGUGGUCGGUCAAACCAGUCUGUGUUGUUGGAAAUGGGUUCGAACAAGUGCUUGGUCUGCUAGUCUACCUGGUGAAGAAAGCGGCCUCGAUGUCACCCGCCGCCUCCCAACGCACGUCUCGCCGGACAGAACAAGGAUCAGGGGAGUCU
Messenger RNA from Aspergillus ochraceoroseus IBT 24754, 669 nucleotides. RefSeq lists its product as uncharacterized. The annotation marks the transcript as partial. The record is from RefSeq and is a predicted model, not a curated record. The transcript is spliced from 4 exons. Lineage: Eukaryota; Fungi; Ascomycota; Eurotiomycetes; Eurotiales; Aspergillaceae.